GGAAAGUUCUCCAUGAAUGUACGUCACAAUGAUGAUGACAGACCAGAUUCCGCUGGACCUGCCGCCACCACUACUGAACGGGGAGGUGGCCAUGAUUCCGCACAUGAUUAAUGUUAAUGGGGAUGGAUCGCAACAGGUGAUCUUCGUGCAAGUCAACCCUGGAGAGACCUUCACUAUCAGAGCAGAGGAUGGAUCCCUGCAAUGCAUUCAAGGUAUGCUGGGCUUCCUGUUUCAUGCAGUUUAACUUGCAACAGGUUCCUCC
Molecule: messenger RNA, 262 nt
Organism: Carassius auratus (goldfish)
Lineage: Eukaryota; Metazoa; Chordata; Actinopteri; Cypriniformes; Cyprinidae
Product: fibronectin type III domain-containing protein 3B-like
Exons: 2
Coding region: 17-244 (75 amino acids)
Source: RefSeq, a predicted model, not a curated record